CUCUCUCUAGAUUUCUAAAAAUGGUGUCCAAAUUCAUGAAGAAAAGCCCAACCAAGUCGAUCGCCACCAAGCGCCACCACCACCGCCGCUCCUCGGCCAAGAAAGCCGCUGCGGCCGCCUCCACCGCCGUAAUCUCCUCGCUGAUCACUUGCCAGCGCCGCCUCAUCAAGCUCUUCAACAAGCUAGCGCGCGUCAGCACGCCCAACCGCCGCAAAGGCUUCAAGAUCCUCAAGAAAACCACCGCCGUAGCGCCCGACCCGAUCCGACCCGAGCCCCUAGCGCAGGUCUGCCGCGCGCUGUUCCUCCCCGGCCCGCUCCCGCCGCAGGAGAAGAAGACGAUUGUGCUUGAUCUCGAUGAAACCAUGGUGCAUUCGCAGGCUGGACCGCCGCCGGAGAAGUACGACUUCGUCGUCCGGCCGAGGAUUGACGGCAUGGUGAUGGACUUCUACGUGCUCAAGCGUCCCGGGGUGGACGAGUUUCUGGAGAAGCUCGCCGAGAAGUAUGAGGUGGUGGUGUUCACGGCGGGGCUGAGAGAGUACGCUUCUUUGGUGCUGGACCGGCUGGACCGGAAGCGCGUGGUGUCCCAUCGCCUGUACCGCGACUCUUGUAAGGAGGUGGACGGGAAGUUUGUGAAGGACUUGUCUGGUUUGGGGAGGGAUUUGAGUCGCGUGGUGAUUGUGGAUGAUAAUCCGAACGCCUACGCGCUUCAGCCGGAGAAUGGGGUGCCGGUCCGACCGUUUUUGGAUGACAUGGCGGACCGGGAGCUGGGGAAGUUGUUGGAGUUUUUUGAACGGGAGCAAUGUGAGGAUAUGAGGGAUGCUGUGAAGCACUAUGUUGCUGCUUUUGGGGAUUGUGGAACCAAAAUUGGUGAUGAAUUGGAUACUUUGCAGACCUGAAUUUCAUUUGUUUCACUUCUGUUUUUUCUGUUGUGUUAAGUUGAACAGGUAUGUUCAAUUUUGAUUUGAACUCUUGAGUUCCUCAGAUUAGUUUGUCACAAAAAGCUUUUAUGGUUAUGGUUGAAGGAAGAUGUUUGAUUUGUGAUU
Messenger RNA from Argentina anserina (silverweed cinquefoil), 1043 nucleotides. RefSeq lists its product as uncharacterized. The record is from RefSeq and is a predicted model, not a curated record. NCBI's taxonomy places the organism in Eukaryota, Viridiplantae, Streptophyta, Magnoliopsida, Rosales, Rosaceae. The transcript has a single exon. Gene Ontology annotation, molecular function: phosphoprotein phosphatase activity. Bases 21 to 896 code for a protein of 291 amino acids.